Messenger RNA from Pelobates cultripes (western spadefoot toad), 4576 nucleotides. NCBI's taxonomy places the organism in Eukaryota, Metazoa, Chordata, Amphibia, Anura, Pelobatidae. The record is from the annotation of a GenBank genome assembly.
AUGAUGCACCACAGCUUGUACCCCAAAAUUUAGCUGGUGCCUCAGCCAUGUUGCAUUGAGGUGGUAGACCUGAGAGGGAUAUUAGACUGCCUAAAAGAUUUGCUGAUCAUGCUGUGGUUACUAUCAGGUUUAUCAGGAUGUAGCAAUGUGUUGCCUGAGAGUGAUGGGAGUGAGGCUAUGAUUUUACCUAUUAGAGAAGUGGGACAGAUGGCUAAUGAUGGGAGACCACGGAGGAUUUGUCAACCGUGGAGCCCACAAGACAUAGCAUUUUUAUAGGUAUCAUUUCCUGCCCCCUCUAGAUCCAAAUGGGUUUGUAAAACAUUUAAAAAUAAUGUGUGCCAGCUAUUUCCCCACAACAUAAGAUCUUAAUGAGUUAAUGGAGACAGUAUUAACCCCUACAGAACAUACUAAAUGGGUGGCAGGAUAUAACGAAUCACCUUUUUCAUGGCCUGCAGGGGUGGGGGGACAAGCAGUUGCACACAUAUGGGAAAAUUGCCCUGAUGAGAGGAGUGAUGUUGUCCUUAAGAAUUGGUAUGCAUUCCUCAGCAUUAAAGUAAAAACAGUUUUUACCCAGCCUAUUGACUAUACAUAGCAUAGUGCAAAAGAAAGGAGAAAACCACUAUGAAUAUGGGGAAGCAAUUAAGGUUUUUGGAAGUUUUGAAGAUAUCACGGUUGAAUCAAUUAAGCCGUUCAUAGUGAAUACCUUAGUAAAUGGUUUGGAUGCUAAAGUAAAAAAAAAAAACAAUUGAUGUUAUCCUUACUGGGAUGACGGGAUAAAUCACUUAAUAUUGUAUUAAGUGCAGCAUCAGAAAUUUGACAAGCUAUUCAAAUCAAGGAAAAUGCAAAAGCUGAGCACAUAAUGCUACAAGCUGAACAAAUUCCUGUUAGAUAUUAUGCACAUCAGCCAAGACAAAACAUAGCCAGAAGACCCCCACAGAAUAAUGAAAGAACAUUUAUCAAAUGUUUCAAUUGUGAUGGAUAUGGUCAUAUAGCAACAGAUUGCAAGGAGGUAAAGGGGGCAAGAAAGCAAUUAGAAGAAAAAGACAGACUAGAUGUAGAGGAAGAUUGGGGUCUGAAUAUGUAUUGUUACCAGUGACCCAAGGUCCAGAACCUAUGGUACAUUUGAAAGUAAAUGAAUUGUAUGUGAUACUGAGGGAAGAAGAAGUAAGUGAUUUUGGUGGGGAGAGUGUAUAUUUAGUGGAAGACCAGCAUUGCCAUCAUUGUUUAAUUCUGAAUGGUCAAGGAUGGGCCUAGAAUCUGUAUUGGCACUGGUGUGUUCUUCAUGUGUUAUUUGUUUACAAUACAAUGCAGGUCAGAGACCUAAAUCAUCCUCCCUGUUCAUGAGGUCCAUUUGUAAAUUUACAAAUGGAUUUCAUUGAAUUACCAAAGGUAAUGCAGUACCGGUAUGUGCUAGUAAUAUUAGAUACAUUCUCAGGUUUGGUUGAGGCUUAUCCUUGUUGCCAUGCGGAUAUUGUCUACAGUGUCUAAGAAAUUGUUACAAGAAUUUAUACCCAGGUAUGGAUUGCCUCUGCACAUUUACUCAGAUCAGGGAACACAUUUCACAGGAAACGUAGUGCAACAGAUAGCAAAAAUUUAGCAAAUCCCUUACCAUUUACAUUGCUCUCAUCAUCCUCAGUCAGAAGGAGCAGUAGAAAGGGCCAAUGGAACAUUGAAAAAUAAAAUUGCAAAAAUUGCAGCAGAGAAAGUUAAAGUGGCUUAAUGCACUUCCUCUUGCCUUAAUGUCUAUGAGAUUCUCUCUAGUUUGAAAGCAGGGUUAUCCCCUCAUGAAAUUCUAAUUGGAAGACCAAUGUUCACAGGACGGGUACCUAUAAAAUGUUAUUCUCAUGAGAUAAAUGAUGAUUUAGUAAUGUCAUAUUGCAUGUAGCUAACAAAACGAUUAGUCUCUCUAUAUGCAGGUAAAAGCUGUACAGCGAACAAGUGAAUACCAACCUUUGCAUGCCAUCGCUCCUGGAGAUUAUGUUAUGAUAAAAGACCAUUCACGAAAGCACGCGUUGCAACCAAGGUGGAAAGGACCUUCUCAAGUGUUAUUAACCACUAAUUCAGCUGUUAAAGUCGCAGGGGUUAAAUCUUGGAUCCACAUUUCCCAUUGUAAACUGACAAGCGCUGAAAAAGAUUUUUUCACUGGAAGAAGAAUAGAGGACUAAGGAAGCCGUUUUCCCUUCUAAAAAGGGGUACUUUAUAAGGGGAGUAUCUUUCUAAUCCAAAGUCAACUCUACUGUUUUUCUUCAUGAAUCUCAAACUGGUUAAACUUAUAUUGUCCUUAAUGAUUGUCAUUAUGACAUUUUUUAAAUUUUUCAUCCUCUACACUACGUUAGCUCCUCUUUUUUUUUUCUUUAAUACACGUGUAGCUUGGGCCAGGGAGCCAAGUAUUUUUCUUCUUGGGAGAUAGAUAAUCAUUUCGUUAAAACAUCUACUGAAUUGUAUAAAUUGUCAAACAAAAGUAAUCAUUGUUGGGUUUGUGUGUUUGCUCCGCAUUCCAUGAACUAUGGUUAUCCUUUUGUGGGGGUGCCAUGGUCUAUGGAAUCUCUUUAUGAGAGAGUAAGAGCAAAUAAAACGGGGUUUGUUGGAUUUAUUCAGAAUGAAGUAUCCAAAUCUGGCGAACCUGCUAAGGUUCAUUUAACAUAUCCCAUUACUAGCAGAGCAGUAGUAAUUUCUAACAGGGAUCAGAAAAGUCCUGCCAAGAUUGUUAAGCCUAUAAGCAAUGCUAUUGUUAUUUUUGAAAACAAUGUCCUUUAUAAUCUAUGUGGGUCUGAAACUAAUUCUGCCCCUUGUACUGGUAGAUUGAAAGCUUUUUGUUGGAAACCCUUAUUAGAAGAUAUUUUGACAAAAUGUCCCAUCAAGGAUAGAAUCCCGGUGAUUACUAAUCAUGUAUGGGUAAAUUUGACUUCUGAGGUAGAAAUCAUGGAUAAUAAUUAUGACCAGAAUGAACAUUUAAAUGUCACUAUUUUGAGAUGGGCCUACUUUAAUACUCAAACUUUAACUUCCAAUCUUUUUAUGCUACUGCCCUAUAUUAAUCAACCUAUUUUUGACUGCUCAGAUUCUCGUGUUAUUGAUAUCCAUCUUCCAUUUGGGGUAUACUAUUUAUCUGGUAGUUGGGCGGUAAAAAGACUUCCAUGUAAUUGGGUGGAAACUUGUUAUCUAGGUAAUAUUAUCCCAGCGUUAACCCUUCAUGAAAAUUUGCCUGAAGGAAGGGUGAGGAAUAAAAGAAAGGUUAUUAGUUCCAAAAAAGAUAAAACCGAAAGAACUGUAAAAUCUGGUGAAGAAGAUAGGCUAUUUGCAGGUUUUGUACCUACAUGGGGGGUUAUUGAAUUAAUGUACAAAUUAAACUUGUUAGGAGAUAUACUAGAUGAAGCCUUUAAUAAUACAGGAGAUGCUAUUGAAAAAUUGUCUGCAGAACAGGAACAAGCUUCAGCUAUGAUUAUGCAAAAUAGGUUUGCCCUAGAUUAUUUGUUGGCCUCCAAAGGUGGCGUUUGUGCACUGAUAAAAACAAGAUGUCGUUUAAAGAUAGAUAAUGUUACUGGUCAGAUUCAUACAGAUGUAGAUAAAUUGCAUGAAGUACAAAUUAAACUUAGAGAAGUUCACAAUACUUCUUCGGGAGGUUUAAAUUGGGGUUUUGACUGGAGUUUUGGUUUAACUAAUUGAUUGGGAAUAAUCGGAAAACGUAUUCUCAUUGGAGUUAUUUUAGUAGUAUUGAUGCUUGUCUUUAUAUAUGUUGCAGUGAAUGUCCUAAAGUGUUCGUGCCGAUUAAUCCUCAAGAGCUGUUCACCUUCAUCUCCCCCUGGCACAAUGUCGAAUGUUGAAAUGUCUCCUAUCCGGUCACAACUCAUACCGACUUGGAAUACAGACAUGCUUUCUCUGAAGAUAUUGAUCGUGUGCGCAUCUAUAUGGAAAGUCCUGCAAGUGCUGUUUAAAAUCACUAGCUCACUGAAUGACCUUCGCUAAACAUGGAAGUGUUGCACGGAGCUUUUUGUGGUGAAAGUCCUAGCACCAAAGGGAGGACUGUGAACAUAUGUAACCUGCUACUGACAUGCUGUCAGCCAUUUUGCUGUUUAUUCAUCAUCUUAAAAUAUAAUCAAAGAAGAAUAUUUACUCUAAGAAAUAAGAAGAAACUAUGUUUUAUUGCUACAAUUUAUUAAUGGAUGUCUGGACUGUUUUUUGGAUUGCAAAAGGAAAGGUUAUUUUGAAAGUGUGUCUUGUCAGAUGUUGCCAGGGGGGGAAAGGUGAAAUGUGUGCUUAAGUUGUGAAAGAGGAAGUCUUAUAUGUGUUAACUUUUAUCAUAGACAAGCGAUAUUUUAGGGAAGUAAGAUGCAUGACUGUGGUCAAGUUAUCUGUUAGAAAGAUCAUGGGAUGCUUAAACUUUUGAACCUUAAAUUUGUCAGUUAUGCUAGAAUUUAGCCAAUAGGAAAUAAGACCAUAUUUGGAGUUCUGAUUCAAGCUAAACGAAAGGCCAGUUCCGGGUCAUAUGUAUAAAAUAUGAGGAAUUGUAACAUGAUGUUAGAUUGCUUCUUGCCAAUCUCCAUGAGAUAUCUCUGUGUAUUGUAAUGGUCAAUUAAAC